Schistosoma haematobium is the source of this 8525-nucleotide messenger RNA. Its product is annotated as Exportin 7, variant 2. Gene Ontology annotation, biological process: protein export from nucleus. Lineage: Eukaryota; Metazoa; Platyhelminthes; Trematoda; Strigeidida; Schistosomatidae. Bases 2380 to 5946 code for a protein of 1188 amino acids. The transcript has 21 exons. Gene Ontology annotation, cellular component: nuclear pore; cytoplasm. The record is from RefSeq and is a predicted model, not a curated record. Gene Ontology annotation, molecular function: nuclear export signal receptor activity; small GTPase binding.
CACAUUGUAAAUAGGUGUGCUACUAGGAAAUGAAUGUGAGUUGUGUAGUGUCUGUGUUGCUCCCACAACUAUAAAAUAGUUAAAAUAACUCAGUACCAACAAAUUAUCUGAAUGUUUUUCAAAGGUUUAUAACACUCAGUAGCCUUGGCGUGUUCUCAUUUUCCAAAUGAAUAUCGCAUAUAUAUAUAUAUAUAUAUAUAUAUAUAUAUAUAGCAUAGCUUAUUAUACUUAAGACGAAAUUUUCAGUUCGCUAGCAAUGUGUAAGGAAUGGUCUGUGCUGCUGGAUGAGUAUUCAUGCUCGACAUUUCCUGUUGUAUUCCAUACCCUGUGAUUAAGUAACUUUAUGCUACCACAAAGUUUAUUUGGUAACUUAGGUAGGGAAGUUCUUGACAUUUCCUGCAAAUUCAACCCUCAAAACAAACGAUUCUCAUUUUUUAUAAAGUAGAUUAGUGUUGAGUUGAAUAUAAAUUAAUAAUAUGACACAAAUCCUCAAAUGUCAGCUUAUCAGUCAGUUAUAUGCAAAUUAAAACAUAAGGCAUCUGUAUACCAGUCCAAGUCGCCACACUUCACGAACACAGACAAGUGGAAUUUUUAAAAAAUCCUAGGUUGGUGGUGGAAAAAAUUAUUCAUCUUAAACAUUAUUCUAAAAAAAACCUGAUUUUUGGUGGGUUGAAAAUAUAGUUUUCUGGCCAUAUCGUCAACUACGCUAAUGUGAAUACCUUCUGAAAUGUGGUACAAGCGGAAAUUAAGAAGAUAUAUAUCAGACGAUGAUGAUCUGUUAGUAGUAGUAAGUUUGUGUAUUUGGGUAAUUGUGUAAAUACUGGCAAUGGAGUGAUUAGUGAGAUUAUUCUACGUGCAGUGAGAGCUAGUGAUUUAUGCUAGUCCCAGCCAUCUUUCGUACCGUUGUGUAGUUAGUCUGGGUGUAAAAUGUCAGAUUUACAAAGCUUUGGUUUAAGCAGUUUUGCUGUGUUUGUAAAAAUUGACCCCUUAGAGUUGGAGAUGUCAGAAAAUUUUGUGUUUGGUGAUCGUUGUCUCCGGAGCCUUUGUACUUGCUAACUGAUGGCUUUAUGUGCUAUUGCGAACCAGUACUGGUAAGCAUCCUGAGUGAGUGUUUUGUAUGAAUCGUGCUAUAUUCCUGAAUUUAACUUCAGAUGUUACUCUAGAUCGGCAUAUGUUUGUAGUUCGGUUGUUUUUUGAAUGAAGUAUACUUAAGUGGGGUCUUUAUAUAUUGACUUAACAAAGAAACUUGCUCACAAAUAUCGUUCUCAAGGUCACGCUAAUGUGAAGCACAGUUUAAACAAAUGCUUCUGCUAAUACAUGAUAAAUAUAUCUUUUAUCAAUAUUCACAAGGGAAAAUUAAAAUCCGGAAAUAUAACGGAGUGUGCAGCAGAUAAAUAACACUUAAUGGGGAAGCUUGGAAGAGGUGGGAGGUCUUAUGUACUUGGGCAGAAUUGUAGAUAAACAAUAUAAUCUAAUGCACAUUUGAGGGCAUGGACUGGCAAAGCAAGGAUAGCUUCUACAACUUGAAAACGUCAAGACAGCUCUACUUCACGAAGCUGAAACUCGGAUAACUACGAUAAUCAUUGUCCGGAAGGUACAGGUAUUUAUAAGCAGACAUCUACACAAGACACACCAGAUCCGUUGGCCAGAUACUGUCAGCAACAACUCGUUGUAGCAGAAAACAAACCAACUUCCAGCUGAAUAAGAAAUUAAGAAAGGACGCUGAAGAUGGAUAGAACAUAUAUUGCAUCACAAGGCAAGCCGUAACUCGGGAUCUUGCACAUGGAAGGAAAAGAGGACACCUAGGGUAACAUUGCAUUGCGAAUCGGAGUUGUAAAGGAGAGCCCAGGAUAGAUUUGUUUGGAAAUUCCUGUUUGGAGGCUUGUCCUCAACGAAGGGUAACAGGCAUAAGAACUUGAACAGCUGGAAUACUUUUGCAGAGAACUAUAUACAACUAGUGAUCCGGAAAUCCGUAGUCAAGCAGAAAAAGCUUGUUCUUCCUUAUGUGAACGGGCUGAUUGUCCUUCUAUAUGCCAGUUACUUUUACAGCAUUCAACUUCGUGCUACUCACAGCUUAUUGCUUCUACAGCUUUGACUAAAUAUAUUUCCAAUCGAGAUGCUAUAAUUUCACAUUCAUCACGUUUAGCUAUUCGAGAUUUUGCCUUAAAUUAUCUAGCUGCGCAUGCUGGAUUGGAAAAAUUUGUACAACAAGCCUUAAUCACACUUAUUUGUCGGCUAACAAAGUCGGGAUGGCUGGAUUCAGUAGACGGUAGUCCUGGAUUUUGUGAUAUUUUGGACUGUGCGUCAAAGUUUAUUGAGUGCGGUCAAACAAGCGCAAUUCUUACUGGGGUGCAAAUACUCAAUAAUUUAGUUUCGGAAAUGAAUCAUGAUUGUGAGUGUGAUGUUACUCGUGCAAUUUUCUUACAACGUAAAAGAUCUUCAUCAUUUCGUGAUCUACUACUUUUGCCUAUAUUUCGACUUAGUUUGAACUUACUACGAGAUGCUGAUCAAAAUUUAACUUCUUUAGAUUUGAAUAAUCCUGAACAACAUGGAUUAUUUUCUCAAAGUUUACAAUUAGUUUAUUCUUGUCUUUCAUAUGAUUUUAUUGGAACAUCUGGUAGUGUUAAUAGUACAGUAUGUGAUGUAUCUUCAAAUGGUAUGGAUGAUUUAGUUGUUGUACAGAUUCCAACAAGUUGGCGACAAAUUUUUCUUGAUUCAGAGACUGUACCAUUAUUUUUUCGAUUAUAUAAAAAUUUAUCACCUGAUUUAUCUGUUCUCGCACUUUCUUGUUUAGUUCAAAUAGCAAGUAUACGUCGUUCAUUAUUUACAAAUGCUGAAAGAUCAAUAUUUCUUUCACAAAUUGUAUCUGGUUGUCGUGAUAUAUUGUUAUCUGUUAGUAAUAUAACACCAUCAUCAUCAACAGCAACAACUAAUACUACUGUUAUUGGUUCUCCGCAUAAUACACUUUCUAAUACUAUUACUACUACUACUACUAAUAAUAAUCAUAACAAUAGUAUGAACAAUCAAGAUUGUAAUUUAAUCAAUAAUCCAGAAGCUUAUCAUGAAUUUUGUCUUCUUCUUUCUAGACUUAAAUGUAAUUAUCAAUUAAAUGAAUUAAUUACACUUGAUGAUUAUUCUUCAUUUAUUGAAUUACUAACUAUAUUCACUGUGAAUAGUUUAAAAGCAUCUACAGAUGAAUCUAAUCAAAAUAGUUUACAUUAUUUAUUAACAUUAUGGCAACGUUUAGUUGCUAGUAUUCCAUAUGUUCAUUCAUCUGAUACACAUAUGUUAGAUACAUUUACACCACAAAUAAUUAAUGCCUAUAUUCAAACACGUUUAAAUUCUAUACCAAAUUAUAUGAAUCAUACUACUAUACAUAUUACUCGUGAAUCUAUACGUUCUGAAAAGAAAUCAAAAGAAUUUAUUAAUUUAUCAAAAUCAUUCAAUAAUUCUACAACAAAUGAUACAUUACAUAAUGAUAAUCAUCAUAAUCAUAAUUAUAAUAAUAAUAAUACUUGUAAUUCUAUAAUUACUAAUAAUUCUAAAUUAGUCAAUGAUUCAUUAUCUAUAAAUAAUGAAUGUUUACUUGAUGAUUGGAUUACACUUUCACAACAAUUAGAUCAAUUUGGAACUAUUGGACGUUGUGUAUAUGGUAAAACUUGCAAUACUAUUAUUCUGUUAUUUGAUGAAUAUGCCAGUAGUUUAGAAAAAGCUUUCAAUAUUCUCACUUCUAACAAUUUAUCCGUAAAUGAUUCUCAUCUGGAACAAGUUUUACGCUUAGAAGAACAUCGUCUGGCAUGGCUUGUUUAUAUGGUUGGUGCAUUAAUCGGUGGUCGUGUAAAUUAUGCCAAUGCAGAUGAAUGUGAUGGUGAAUUAGUCUGUCGUGUAAUACAAUUAACUCGUUUAAUAACAAAUUUUAUCACAUCAAAUACUUCAUCAACAGUAUCGAAUUGCACUAAUACUUUGCUAACAACUCAAUCACCAAGUAUGAUACGAUUAGAGUUAGCUGUAUUAAGUUUCUUUGAACAACUUCGACGAGUGUAUGUUGGUGAAAAUGUUGGCAGAUUGUCUAAGUUCUAUCAAUGUUUAUCAGAUAAAUUAGGUAUAUCAGAUGAAAUGAUGAUCCUUGAUGUAUUUAUUAAUAAAAUUUUAACAAAUUUAAAAUAUUGGAGUAAUUGUGAAUCAGUAUUACAAAGAACGUUAAAUUUAUUAUCAGAAUUAUCCGUUGGUUUUAGUGCUAUGCGUAAAUUAUUACGAUUAGAUAACAUACAAUUUAUGCUUAUCAAUCAUACACCUGAAUAUUUUCCUUUUCUAUCAUCCAAUACAACAAUUGAACUAUCUCAAUUAUCAACAAUUUCACGAUUACGUACAACAUUUUAUGCUUCAAUUUCACGUUUAUUAAUGGUUGAAUUAGGUGAAGAUGAUGAAAAAUUUCUAAAUUUUGUAUCUCCAUUAACAAGAGUUACAAAUCAAUUAAUUAUAGCAUUAUUAUUUGGAGAUUCAUCUAAUUUCAAUGAAAAAUUAAUGAAAAUCUCAAUUAUUGGCUUAGCCCGAGAUAUACGUGGUAUAUUAUAUAGUUUAAAUAAUAAAGCAUCAUAUCAAAUGUUAAUGAAUUGGAUUUAUCCAAAUGGUUUAUUAUUAUUUAAUCGUGUAUUAGAACUUUGGCCAUAUGAUUAUACAAUAACAAUACCAAUAUUAAAAACAAUUACAGAAUUAAUUAAUAAUCGUAAUGGACGUUUAUUAUAUGAUAUCACUAUACCAACUGGUUAUUUAUUGUUUACAUAUGUUAGUAAACUUUUAUGCAAUUUUGGUCUUCAACUGCUCUCUAAUCCAUGUCAAAUCCCAAAAAAUUCAUUAUAUCAAAUUAAAUUAAAACCAAUUAUGACAUCAUUGAAUUUAUUAAAAAUAUGUCUUUCUGGUAAUUUGGUUAAUUUUGGUGUAUUCAGUAUGUUUCAUGAUGAUUCGUUGGAAAGAGUAAUGGAAAUGAGUAUUCAAUUAUUAUUAUCAUUAAGUAAUACUGAAUUACAUGAUCAUCCAAAAUUAGCAUUGUGUCAUUUUGGAUUAUUGGAACAUAUGCUCAAUGAACAUAUUAUCUUUGUUGCUUCAUUGGGUACACCAAUUUUAUUGCAUUUUUUAGAAACUAUAGCGAAUAAUAUAAUAUCAUUAGAUUCUGGUAUCAGUGAAGUUUGUUGUGUAUGUUUAGAUUAUUUUUCAACUCACCUAUUUAAAAUUGUCCAACGUGAACAACGUUCAAAUCGUACAACUGAUGGUAAUAACUAUAAUAAUAAUUCAUUAUAUCUAAUUGAUGUAAACAAUUCGAAUUUAGUGAAUGGAGACAAUCAUAAUAACAGUAAUGAUAAUAAUAAUAAUAAUAAUACUAGUCAUUUAUUCGUACCACAUAUAGUAUUAGAUCAAGGUGGUGCAUCCAAUCAUGCUGUAUGGUCUACACGUACUAUAUCAGCAAAAUCAAAUCUAUUGAAUUUAUUAAUGCCAACAACAUCAAAUUCACAAAAUGUAGAAAUGAUUUCAGGUGUAAAUCUACUUCGACGUAUACUUAUUACAUUACUUAGUUCAGUAAUACAAGAAGAAUGUCGUUGUCAAUGGUCUAUGUCUAGACCAUUAUUACCUUUAAUUUUAUUAAAUCAACAAUACUAUACGGAAUUAAAAAAUCGUGUAAUUAAAGAACUACCAGAAGAAAAACAAGAGUCUGCAACCAAACUCUUUGGUAAAUUAAUGGAGGACGUUGAAUGUAACUUGACUGUUAAGAAUCGUGAUACGUUCACCCAAAAUUUAUCUACCUUCAAGCAUAGUUUGGGCGACUUCCUCAAAAAAACAAGUACAAAACCUGACGAUACAUUUAGUCAAGCGGAAGGCAACAACUAUGAAACAUAUGUUUGUUUAGGUAGUGCUAUAGCACAAGCAGGCGAACAAUUGCUGAAUGCAUAGGAACUCAAGAUAAACUAUUUUGUACAAUAUUUUGUAAUUAUUUAAAUAAAAUUCUUCAGCGUCAAAUGCAAUUAUUUGAACAAUUGUAGCUACUUUGGUGCGAUUUUUCUGAAAUUAGUCUUUGCAAUAGUUCUGGAAUUCAUCCAAAAACUUCAAAUAUAACUUGUGCUCUUCUGAAGUACAGAAGUUUUGCAAUUCUUCUUGAAAGUCUGCGUCCAGUCCUCGUUCUACCAGCAAUUGCAUUGUAUGAUUAUACAUAUCCUAAGAUAAAAGAAAGGAGUCAUUAGGCUAGUCAAAAGAUGUUGAACAGUACUACUGAGAGUCACUUACGUCGUCAAAUAAAUCAGUAUACACGAAAUAGCCUGGGAUGCGUUCAAUUUCAACUGAAUCCACGGAAUAAGUAGCUGUAAAGGGAAGAAAUGUAUUAGACUAUAGAGCGAAAGAUUAUUGUCAAGACGUUUACCUAGAGUUUUCAAAAACCACCUCUGUUCCACGUAGACAAUCUAUGGAUACCGAAAGUCUGUCAGUCAGUCAGUAACAACGUAGAAAUUCGUACGUACGUACAUCAGUUCGAGUUGCCAUACCACAUUAGCACAGAGACACAGUUGUCGAUUCAAAUCCCGUAGUGGUAGAAGUAGUAAGAUUAUAAGCAGUAAUCGGAAACAUUAGGGUUUGGAAAUGUUAUUUAAAGAGUAUAAUCCAGUGAAAUAAAUUUGGGAAGAGAAAAAAGAGACAAGGAGGAAUCAGAAGAUUAAAAUUUGGGAGAACACAAAGAGUGGAUGCACCUGAGCCAUUGCAAACGAUUUUGAGCCAUGUCAUUCAGGGUCUCUAACCAUCGGUUGCUAUCAUCUCGCGGUCCCCAACCAGUCAUACGUAACACGUGUCCCAGCCAUCUCAACUGAUCAAGUUUCAUCACUUCAUCAAUUGAUUCACCACCCUUACCUAGUACCCGUUUCCUAACAACCGCGUUACUUACUCGAUGGUCCCAGGAUAUACGAGCAAUGUUUCGAAGACACCUAUGAUCGAAUACUAGUAGCCUAUGAAUAUCCUCUACUCUUACCGGCCAUGUUUCACUGUCAUAAAGUAGGAUGGAACAAACUGCUGCGCAGUAAACACGUCCUUUGGUUGAUAGACGGAUAUCCCGCCUACGCCAUAAAUGACGCAAGUUGGCAAAAGCUAGUCGAGCCUUCUGUAUCCGUGCUGAGAUUUCGUCACACACCAGACCACAAGGGCUGAUGAGACCUCCAAGAUAAGUGAAGCGGUCGGCACGCUCGACUACUUCACUCCCUAUCAUUAGUUCGAGUGUCGAUGCAACCCAAUCCUGAAGCAAUAUUCUGCAUUUCGAGGGGGAGAAUCGCAUCUCGAACAUGCUUGCAUUGUUACUUAGAGUUGUCAGAACUCCCUGAUGGUCAGAUCAUACUAAAAUGAGGAGGGUAACCUUGUUGUCAGUUUCUGACAAGCUCAUUUACCCAGAAAGUCAGUCAGCUGUACCGGUGUGGUGUGGGUAUGACGUGAACUCAGGAGGGGUCAAGUACUUUGUUCUUUCAAAUAUCACUAGAUGUAGACUAAAAUAAGCUAUUUCAAGUGUGCUGAGCGUUAUGCAUAUAACUAGACAACUCAUCUAAAACACAACCUUAUGGACACUGGAUUUCCCAAGUGUCUAACGAAAUUAAUAGCGAGAUAAAGGUCCGACUACCUACAAAAACUGCUAGAUACGUUUAAGCUGUUUUCUCAACAUAUUCACAGCUAACACAAGCUAGCUACCUUCUCUUAUGAAGCUUAUUACAGGCCCAGGUAAACGAAGAUUCACGGACUAGAUUACAGAACAGAAUCUCACCUUGCAACCACUGCUGUUUAAACCGCUACACUAAGAAGUUUUUAUGGCAUAAACCUUGUAACUUGUUAGAUUUUAUACUAAAAUUUACCAAACGCUGACUACACAAGAAAACACUUACGGAGAUCAUUCGACUCAUCUUCAGAAAGUUGUUUUUCAGCGUCAUGGCCCGGAAGACUGCAGUUGAAAACAAGACUUCGACCACUAGGUUUUGUGAGUUUAAUACGCAAAUCAGGAUGAGCCUCCAAAGCAGUAUCAUCCUCACUCUUUUCCGUAGUACUCAUUUCAUCUUCAGAAAUACUAGGAGUAACACUACCAGCCAAAUUAAUCUCCACGUCGACGAAACUAAAUCUAAUAUAUUUAAGAUAAAUAUUGUUUACACUCCAUCUUGAUAUUCUUUGCGUAUAACGACUUCACAUCCAUUGGUUUUUACUACUUUAAACCCUUCAGGGGGAUCGCAGAAGAAAGCAUUUGCCUUUUCUUGUUUAAUCUCAUUGGUCAGAAACUGGUUGAGCUGACGGUCAACUAGACUACAUUCGUAUAGACAACCGAAAAUCUUACCUUGAGAUGAACAGAACCAAGUUGAAGUAGUAAGAUGUUUAAUAGUACUUGGUUUACUUAAGAUCUGGAUUCCUUUACUUGCAAACGUUAAACGAGCACCAAACAAAACACGAGAAACAAGUCUAGACAUCUCACGCCGAAAUUGGAAGCUUAACUAAGACCCUUAACCCCGAUUCACUAAAAC